AUGGUAAACAAGCCCAUGCGAGUACGAGCUCGUAUCUCGUACUCUCCUGAUACGGAAGACGGAUCCGUAUCGACGGCGAUCGAAUCCAAGCCGCCUGCCAAGCGUGGCAUGGACGAUGCUUUGCGUCGCAGCAUCUUUGGUUCAUCUGAUAAAUCAGAUGAACCAUCGCCGAAGCGAAGGCGCUCGAGGACGCGAGACUCGGGCGCUAACAGUGGUGUCGGUUCUCCUAUGGACACCACUUCACAGCGAGGUGCCAGUACUUCUGUCGGCACGUCGCAGGAAGAGCGGGACCGCAAUGUGUUGCUUCUCGCUCCAGAAUAG
This is a messenger RNA of Peronospora matthiolae, 321 nucleotides long. The record is from the annotation of a GenBank genome assembly. Lineage: Eukaryota; Oomycota; Peronosporomycetes; Peronosporales; Peronosporaceae.